AUGUAUUCAGUUACGGAAUCACGUCGUGCUACUGUUUCAUGUAAACAUUUAUUUCCAUCAUCCACUAAUGAUUGUUCAAUACCAACAUUAUCAUCAUCUCGACGACAUGUUAAUAAUAAUUCAAAUAUAAAACGAAAUAAUAAUAAUAAUAAUAAUAAUAAUAACAAUAAUAAUAACACAUUUACACGAUCAUCAAAUCAUUCAACAAAAUUACAAAAAAAAUUUAUUGAUAGACAAAAUGAAAAUCCUUCAAAUUCGAAUUUCCUUCAUGUGCCAUUUUGUAUUGAACAAAUAAAUGAUAAUGGAAAAAAAAAUGUAUCAAAAAAUGAUAAUAAAUCAUUUCAAACAUCAUUAAAUCCGCUUUCUCCUGUAUUUUAUUCUACUCGACAAACUUCAUUAUUAUUAGAUCAUAAACAAGAUAUUAUAUCAAGUGAUGCCAAAGUUCCAACAUUAUCCGAAACAUCGGAUUAUAGUAGUGGUACUGAUCUUGAAUUACAAUCAAUUCAACAUAUACCACCACAAACCAAUUCAUCACCAUUUACAUUUGAUUUUGAUGAACCAUCAUUUUCAUAUUCAAUAGAAAAUAUAAAUAAUCAAACAACAUCAAUUCGUCGUACAUCUUUGUCAUCAUCUUCAUCAUCAUCAUCAUCUUCAACAUCACCAUCAUCAAGUAUUAGUAAUCUUUCUUCAUUAUCAUCUUCAUCUGAACUUCAAACAAAUUUUAAUAAUCAAAAUCAUUUAUCAAAUAAAAAAAUUUUAUCAUUAUAUAAUAACAACAAUAAUAAUAAUAAUAAUAAUAAUAAUAAUAAUAAUAAUACAUUAAAUGUUGCACCUAUAUGUCAUUGUGAAAAAGAAAAUUUUUCUAAUCGUAAACGUAAUCGUUUUAAUUCUUAUCCAAUAAGACGUUAUACAACAAUAAAUUAUUGUGAAAAUUGUCAAACUAAACGUAUUAAAUGUAAUUUACGUGCAAAAUAUGAUUCAAAUCGACAACAGAAAGAACAUUUUAAUAAUAAUAAUCGAUAUUAUGAUACAACAUUAAUACCGACUAAAUUUACUAUUGAUUUAACUGGUCUUAAUAUAAGUUAUACAAUAGAAUAUCAUGAUAAUAUUAAAUGUAUAUGUUCAACACCAAUAAUACCAUAUACAAAUACAUAUAUUAAUUGUUGUAAAUGUUUAUCACCUAAUAAUUGGCCAUCAUUUUCAAUGAUAAAUUCAUUUAAUGAAUAUACUAAUCAAUUAUAUUAUAUUAAUAUGCAUAAUAAUUCUUGGAUACAACAACCACAACAAACAAGUUCAACAUUUAAUUAUCAUGAUUUUUAUUUAACAAGAUUAAAUAAUCAUAAUAAUAUAUCAUCAAUUCAUUUUAAUGAUAAUGUAAUUAUUAAUGCAAUGGAUCAUUUACCAUCGUAUUAUCUUCGAUGUAUGACAUCCCCGAUCGAAAGAGAGUCUAUUCAACCACCACCAACACGAUCGUGGCUACGUUUAGCAUCACCAAAUACAAAACAGUCAACACCAAUAUUUACAGUUAUGAAUUAUAAUAUACUUUGUGAUAAAUAUGCAACAAGACAUAUUUAUGGUUAUUGUCCAUCAUGGGCAUUAAAAUGGGAAUAUAGACGAAAACAAAUAUUUGAUGAAUUACGUUCAUAUUCAGCUGAUAUUAUUGCUUUACAGACGAAGCACUCAUUUAAUCAAGUAAAUGUUAUAUUUUUAAUAUAA
Messenger RNA from Rotaria sordida, 1716 nucleotides. Lineage: Eukaryota; Metazoa; Rotifera; Eurotatoria; Philodinida; Philodinidae. The record is from the annotation of a GenBank genome assembly.